UGGUCUCGAGUCACAUGUUUUGACAGGCAAAUAUGGCGGACGAGGAUCCAAACACGAAAGUUGAAAGCGGAGACGUUCCUGCAAAAGAAGAAGAACCGGAGGUAACGGAAACCGGGCAAGAAGAUGUCGCCAACAACACCGACGAGCUCCAAAAGGACAGACCGGCAGACAGCUCUUGGUCGGCGCCGAUUUUGUCGUUUGCUCGUAAAGCGACGGAGACGCUGAGCAGUGGAGUGAAUCAUUACAGCGCGGGGUUAAAGACACCUGACACAACACAACAACACUCCUCUGAUCCGGUCAAGAUAGCAGCUGUGAAGGAUCCUGUGGUGGUGGAGAGAUCGAAUCUGCUCAGCAUGAUGAAGCUCAGCAUUAAGGUGUUGAUCCAGUCCUCUCUCAGUCUGGGCCGGACGCUGGACUCUGAGUAUCCUCCUCUGCAGCAGUUCUUUGUGGUUCUGGAGCACUGCCUCAAACAUGGCCUGAAAGUGAGGAAAUCUUUCAUCGGUCUUCAGAAUAAGUCUAUCUGGGCUCCGCUGGAGAUGAUCGAGAAACUGUGCCCUGAGUCUGCUGACAUUGCCACUAGCGUGCGGGAUAUGCCGGGAAUCAAGACAGGACUUGGUCGAGCUCGAGCGUGGCUGCAUCUGGCUCUAAUGCAGAAAAAAAUAGCAGAUUAUAUGAAGGUGCUUAUAAAUAGAAGAGACCUGCUUGGGGAGUUUUAUGAGCCCGGAGCUCUUGUAAUGGAGGAAGAAGGAGCUGUGAUUGUAGGGAUGCUGGUGGGUCUCAACGUGAUCGAUGCAAAUCUGUGUGUGAAAGGAGAGGAUCUGGAUUCUCAGGUGUGUGUCAUUGACUUCUCAAUGUAUCUGAAGGAUCCACAAGCAACUGAGAGCAAACAAGACGAUUCAAAAAUGACCGCCAUACUUGACCAGAAGCACUACAUCGAAGAGCUGAACCGGCAUCUGAGCUGCACAGUGACUGAUCUUCAGGCCAAGAUGGACUCGCUGGAGAAAACCAACAGCAAACUCAUCGAGGAGCUUACAGCAGCGACGGACAGAAUCAACGCUCUGCGUGAGGAGCAAGAACAGCUUAAACAGGAAAAUGCUAAUAUUCUCCAAUCUAGUCAAAGAAAAGAGGAGGUGACUCUGCAGGACAGCCAGGUGGAGCUGGAAACAUAUCGGCAGACUCGUCAGGGUUUGGAUGAAAUGUACAGUGUGGUUUGGAAACAGUACAAGGAGGAGAAACGAAUCAGGCAGGAGCUACAGAAGGAGCUGGAGUUGCAGAUCGGCCUGAAGCAGGAAAUGGAAGUAGCCAUGAAACUCCUGGAAAAGGACACGCAUGAGAAGCAGGACACGCUGGUUGCGCUGCGACAACAACUGGACCAAGUCAAGAAUCUCAACCUGCAGAUGUUCAACAAAGCACAGGCGUCUGACCGAGUGGCCCAGAAAAAGGAGGAGGACAUGGUACAUCUGGAAAAGAAGAUGAUUCAGAUGGAGGCAGCCAUGAAGGAACUGGAACAGAGGCUUCAGAACUCAGAAGACGUGCAGAAGAACACAGAUGAGCAGCAGAACGAGAUCCGAACGGAGAUGAAGGGGAAAGUGAACGCUCUGCAGAAGCGACUCUCUGACCUCGACACACUCCGGGCAGGUCUGGAGACGGAGCUGAGCGCGGAGAAAGAACAGCGUCAGAUCCUGCAGAAGGAGCUGCAGAGAGAACAGGACAACAGUGCGGAGCUGCGCACACAACUGCAGCAACUGCAGGGCCUGCAGACGGAGCUGCUCGAUCUUCGUCAAGAGAAGCAGCAGCUCCAGCAGUUGUGUGAAGAGCAGGAACAGGCUCUACAGGAGAUGGGCCUUCAUCUCAGCCAAUCCAAACUCAAGAUGGAGGACUUCAAAGAGGUCAAUAAAGCCCUGAAGGGUCAUGCUUGGCUAAAGGACGACGAAGCUACACAGUGCAAACAGUGCCAAAAAGAGUUCUCGAUCUCUCGGAGGAAACAUCAUUGCAGGAACUGCGGAGACAUUUACUGCGGCAACUGCUCCAGUAAUGAGCUCGCUCUGCCCUCGUACCCCAAACCAGUGCGUGUGUGUGACGUCUGCCAUUCCCUUCUACUCCAGCGCAGCUCCACCGGCUCCUGACAGCACUCUGAAUGAGCACGUGUGUGUUUGUGUGUGUGUGAGAGAAACUACAGGCCGACUGCAUUAAUUAACGCUCCAUCUUUGUGUUUUUAACACGUAUGCAUUAAAGCACAGGUGUCAAAGCCAGUUCCUGGAGGGCGGCAGCUCUACACUGUUUAGUUCCAACCGUGUUUCAAACAAGCCUGAAUCAAUUAGUUUGCUCAGGUGUGUUUGAUUAGGGUUUAAACUAAACUGUAGAGCUGUGGCCCUCCAGGAACUGGCUUUGACACCUGUGUAUUAUAAGAACAUUCCACUGUUGUUGUUGUUGUUUUUAUUUGGAAAUAUUCUCAUUCCAGAGUUAAACAGUGGGGUUUUACCAUUUUUAAUCCAUUCAGCCAAUUACCGGAGGACUUUUAGCUUAGCUUAGCAUAAACCAUUAAAUUUGAUUAGACCGUUAGCAUCUCUCUCAAAUGAUUAAAGAGUUUUGAUAAUUUUCCUAUUCAAAGCUUGACUCCUCUGUAGUUACAUUAUGUACUAAGUCCAACAGCAAGUGAGAUGUUUUCUAGGUUGAUAGAGAUAGGAACUAUACUGUCAUUCCGGCAUAAUAAUCAAGGAACUUUUCUGCCGUACCACACUAUCACACAACUAUAUUACGCAGUACUGUUGUGUAAAUACUUAGCUGGAACUGUUUUAGGGGCUACAUAAUAUUGUUGUGCCUGCUAUCAUUGCACGGCAAUGAAGUUCCUUGAUUAUUACGCCACAAUAAGUGUAGUUCCUAUCCAUAUUGACCUAGAAAAUCUUUCAUUUUCCAUCGAUCUUAGUGCACAAUAUAACUAGAGAAGAGUCACGAUUUAUAUAGGAAAAUUAUCAAAACUCUUUGAAUUUUUUUUUUUUUUUUGAGAGAUGCUAAUGGUCUUUUCUCAUUCAAUAACUUAUGCUAAGCUAAGCUAAAAGUGCUCUUGCCAUACCAGAGAUUUGCUAUAUAGAUUUAAAUAGUCAAACUCAACAGUGAAACUUUUGAAGAGUAGUGAAGUGAGUCCAUUUCCCUGCCAAAAAAGUGGAACUAACUUUGACACCUGUGUAUUAUAGGAACAUUCCACUAUUGUUGUUUUUUUUUAGGCUAAUUUCACAACUCCUCUUGUGUUGUUAAACAGUCGAGUUUUACAAUUUUUGAAUCCAUUCAGCCAAAUAUCCAGGUCUGGCAGAAGCAUUUUUAGCUUAGCGUAGCAUACAUCAUGAUCAUUGUAAAAAAAGUGGGGUUUUACAAUUUUUAAUCCAUUCAGCCAAUUACCGGAGGACUUUUAGCUUAGCAUAAACCAUUGAAUUUGAUUAGACCGUUAGCGUCGCUCUUAAAUGACUAAGGAGUUUUGAUAAUUUCCUAUUUAAACCUUGACUCUUCUGUGGUUACAUCGUGUACUAAAAUCAACAGAAAAUGCAUAGUUGACCUUUUCUUGGUUGAUAUGGAUAGGAACUAUACUGUCAUUCCGGCAUAAUAAUAAUCAAGGACCUUUGCUGCCGUACCACACUAUCACACAACUAUAUUACGCAGCACUGUUGUCUAAAUACUUAGCAGAAACCAUUUUAGGGGCUACGUUAUAUUGUUACGCCUGCUGUCAUGGUAUGGCAAAUACACGGCAAGUUCUUUGAUUAUUACGCCACAAUGAGUAUAGUUCCUAUCCAUAUCGAUCUCGAAAAUAGCAACUUUUAUUUUCAAUUGAUAUUAAUACACAAUAUAACUACAGAAGAGUUACGAUUUAAACAUUAUCAAAAAAAAAUGUUUGGUUUUGUUUGAGAUGCUAAUGGUCUAAUCUCAUUCAAUGACUCGUGCUAAGCUAAGCUAAAAGUGCUCUUGCCAUACCAGAGAUUGGCUUAUUAGAUUCAAAAAGAGUCCAAUUCAAUAAUUUAACUCUUGAAGAAUUGUAAAGCGUGCCCAUUUCCCUCCAAAAAAAGUGGAAUGUUCCUUUAGUUUAUUUGUGUUAAUACACCGGCUUUCUUUUGGCUAAGAGCUUUGUCUAUUGCAAAAUCAUAUCAACAGGAGGACGCUUGAAGGAAUCUGAAAUUAACAUCAGUGUGAAUGUAUUUAUAACUAGUCUCCAACUAACACGCAUAGGACUUCCAGGUGUUCGCCAAGCAUAAAUGCUUUUUUUUUUGAUACCCUUCAAGCUUUUAGGUCUGGAGUUGCAUCUCCAUUUGUAAUGUUUUUGUAAAUUGAUUAGUCUUUAUUUAAGACCUGGCGUAACUGAAUUAUAAUCAAGCGCACUCAUUUGAAGUGUCUGUGCUGUUAACAUGGACACUGUGCAUGUCUAUCAGAAAUAUCACUAGCAGAACUCACCGCUCAAAACAACCGGGACGGAUUCUUAAUGAAGUUAGUCACCAUGUUUAUUCCUCACACUAACAAUUAAAUCAAUCACAAAGUCUAUAAAGGACUUUAACAGUUUGCAAGACUAAAGAGCAAAUGGAUUGUAUUUUCGUCAGCAUUUGUUUUGUUUUUGCUUAUAUCAGUCUAAAAAGAAAAAUAUAUAUAUAUUUUUUUUUUUUUACAAAACUUUUUAAGGCUCUCCGAGUAUAAAAAGUGUAUAUUUUAGACUGUAUGACAGAUCCUCGUGUUGUACACUCCUGUUCAUAAAGCUGUAAUGAAGUUUCUGGAGAUUUUAUAGAAUUGUGUACGGUUUAAUAAACACUGCCGCAAACGUA
Molecule: messenger RNA, 4799 nt
Organism: Danio rerio (zebrafish)
Lineage: Eukaryota; Metazoa; Chordata; Actinopteri; Cypriniformes; Danionidae
Source: RefSeq, a predicted model, not a curated record